UAAAGACAACAGUGAAGAUAUUGCCCAACAAGCCAAACCAGUUCUUCGUUUCUUUUACUUUCUAUUUAAUUCUUCUUUUUCAAGCUCUAAUCCUUAAGGAAGUAAACAUUUCUGCUAAAUUACAGGGUUUUAGUCAAUUAUCAUUAUCUUUGUUUUGGUUUAUUUCAAGAUUGGUGAAGGUGAACUAUAUUUUGUUUUUCUUUAUAACAUGGAAAUAUUAGCCGCUUUUGUAUUUGAUAUCCUUUUCUAGAUUUGUCUGGAAAAAAAGAGUUAAGGAAAGUUUGUAAAGAAAUGAUUUGUAAAAUGGAAGGUGAUGCUUCUUCGUGCAGUCUUCUUUGCUUAGAAAAUGAGACUUUUUUGAAAGAAAAAGAAGAGUCAACUGAUGAGAAUUACAUUGCUGAAUAUGAUGAAGAGUGUGUGCAGAUGUUAUUUGAUAGAGAAAUGAGUUUUGGGUUCAAGAAGAGUGAACCUUUGGUGCUUUGUAACUACCUCAAAUAUGCUCGUUCGGAAGCUAUAACGUGGAUUCUGAAAACAAGAGCAGCAUUUGGGUUUCGCUGCCAAACAGCUUAUUUGUCAAUGAUUUACUUCGACCGAUUCCUUUCGAUAAAGUCUAUUGCUAGUGAAAAGUCAUGGGCAAUACAAUUAUUGUCAAUUGCAUGUCUCUCAUUGGCUGCAAAGAUGGAGGAGAUAAAUGUUCCUCCACUCUCAUUGUUUCAGACUGAAGAAUUCAACUUCGAGAGUAAAACAAUUCAGAGAAUGGAGCUUUUGGUAUUAAAUACAUUGGAAUGGAGACUGAGUUCAGCCACUCCAUUUGCUUUUCUUAAUUUCUUCAUCAAAAAGAUGUGUAAAAUAUCUCCACCGGAUCAUUUUAUUUCGAUUACUGUCCAACUCAUUUUCCUUACAAUGAAAGAGAUAAACUUAAUGGAACGUCGGCCUUCUGUUGUUGCUGUUGCUGCAAUAUUGAGGACAUUGAAUAAGAAACUAACACGAAAAGCAAUGGAGUGUGCGAUGAAUUCCCUUUCUUGUGAAUUUCUUGAAAUUGAAGAUGUGUUUAGGUGCUACAAUUUGAUGCAGAAACUAGACACGUUGGACGAACUUAAUAUACCAAAAUCUGAAAAUGCAACCCAUUCGAGUGCAAUCGAUGCCGUGGACGAUUGUUCAAGUUCCGGUACAGUUUGCGCCAAAAGAAAAAGGCUGGCAUUCAAUAAAAAUGUGAGCAAUAGUGACCAAGUAACUAAUGAGAAGCGGCUCUCUGCUGGAAAAAUGCCUUAGAAGAUUUUAGCAGUGGACUGUUACUGCUAAUUAGAGGAGUGUGUGUUGUUUUUAUUGAUUGGUUCAUUGAGAUGAUUUCAAGUUGAUUGAAUGCUUAGAGACAGGGGAAACAGAGAUGAAAAAGGAAAAUUAAAGAUUUGGACAACAUAUAAAAAGAAAAGCAGAUCCUUCUCUUUUUUCAUACACCGAUGCCACCCAAGUACAAAGAAAAGGUCAGAAAUGUGGUUUUGAAGGCUGCUGGGAAGAACAGUCAUUUGAAGCUUACUGACCUUUUUCCUUUUUCCUAAUAAUUCUUUUAUUUUUUUAUUUCCAUCUUUUUUGGCUUUCUUUUCAGUAUGGGGUUUUUAUAUAAUAAUGUGUCUGGCAACCCUACCUUUUGAUGGGAUGCUUUUGUUUGAAAGGGUGAUAAGAAUGUGGGGUGGUGAGAGGGGAAAGAGGGGAAGAGACCUGUUUAUUUGAUUUGAUGCAUCUAUGUUGCAUGUUGGCCUAUCAGGAAAAAAACUACUACUUACAUAUUUAUAUUCGUAUACUGUAAAGUUAUGUGAUUGAAUUUUUGGUUGGUCUUUUUUUAUUAUUA
This is a messenger RNA of Gossypium raimondii (Peruvian cotton), 1849 nucleotides long. RefSeq names its product cyclin-D1-1. The record is from RefSeq and is a predicted model, not a curated record. The transcript is spliced from 5 exons. Gene Ontology annotation, molecular function: cyclin-dependent protein serine/threonine kinase regulator activity. Gene Ontology annotation, cellular component: cytoplasm; nucleus; cyclin-dependent protein kinase holoenzyme complex. Bases 292 to 1272 code for a protein of 326 amino acids. Lineage: Eukaryota; Viridiplantae; Streptophyta; Magnoliopsida; Malvales; Malvaceae. Gene Ontology annotation, biological process: regulation of cyclin-dependent protein serine/threonine kinase activity; mitotic cell cycle phase transition.